Periconia digitata is the source of this 232-nucleotide messenger RNA. NCBI's taxonomy places the organism in Eukaryota, Fungi, Ascomycota, Dothideomycetes, Pleosporales, Periconiaceae. The record is from the annotation of a GenBank genome assembly.
CACGAUGACCCCCCGCAUAACAGACAAUUUUAGUCAAUUCUUCGGCUUCUUCGCUGAAUUGAGCUUCACUCCGACUUCUCCUGCCUUUGCAGUCAUCCUUCCCGGAGCAAGAACGUCUGCACGUUCAAGAGAUGCAUUCGAUCAAUGCAUUCAUUCAACAUCGCUUUUGCUGAUUGCGAUGAUAUCUACUUUCCCAAUCCGGCCAUCUUCCGAUUAUAUGUCAGCUAAAUGA